This is a messenger RNA of Uloborus diversus, 1182 nucleotides long. Its product is annotated as U-scoloptoxin(01)-Cw1a-like. Lineage: Eukaryota; Metazoa; Arthropoda; Arachnida; Araneae; Uloboridae. The transcript is spliced from 4 exons. Gene Ontology annotation, molecular function: chitin binding. The record is from RefSeq and is a predicted model, not a curated record. Gene Ontology annotation, cellular component: extracellular region. Bases 288 to 632 code for a protein of 114 amino acids.
CCCAAUGUACGUGGGUGGCAGAGAGAGGUCACGUGAAUCUAUGCUUAUUUAUCCCGAUCCUCACGGCAGAGAAAGUAUAAUGCAUCAACGGAUUGCAUGCCUUCCAGUAGUGGUCAUAAUUGGAUCCAAAGAGUUCUGACAGAACUAAGCGCGCAUGAUCAGUUUCGUGCUGUGGUGUUAAUGAUAUUUGAAUUACAACUGGGGAUUCUAUUCAUGGGCAACAGGCUGUGGAUUUGAAGCAAGUGACCUAAAAAUAACAGCAAAGGAUUGCUUUUUCAGAAAGAAGGAUGAGAAUGUUGCGGUGGUGGACAAUAUUGCUUCUUAUAGGUGCAGUUUUGAUCAAAAAUACUGCGUGCCAGAUACUUCCCUUUUACGAAACGGUGCCGCCAACGUCCUUCAGCUGCUCUGGUCGCACUUACGGCUAUUAUGCUGACCCUGAAGUCAACUGCCAAGUAUUCCACAUAUGUCCUGGAGCUUAUGGUCGAGGACAGUUCUCAUUCCUGUGCCCCAACCAAACUGUUUUCAACCAGGCAUACUUGGUCUGCGAUCAUCCAUAUAACGUCGAUUGCUCAACGGCUGAUGGAUUGUAUUCAGUGAAUAAUAACUUCUUCGCUCUUGAAGACGAUAUUUAAUUUUUGGGCUGCUCAAAGAGGUUUUAGGGGCCAUUCAUUUAUUACGUAAGAAUGAUUUUGGAAAUUUUUGACCCCCCCCCCCCUUACCCCAUAUAAAGGUACGCAAGAUUUUUCAAACCCCUCCCCCAAGGGUGGAUACAGACUACCAUUUUAGGAGAUUCAUGCUAAAGAAUGACCCCCCCCCCCCCCGAUGAACGAACCUGCGGUUUUGGUUUCGAAAAUCUUUUGAAACUGCUUGGGUGUCAUUAAAGAGCACCAAGUUGACCUGGAAUAAAAGGCGCGUAAUAGGGCAUAAACGAUAUAAAUAAAUUUCAUAAGCAAAAAAAAGUAAAAUAUUCAAAUAUUUACUUUUAAAAAAAUAACUUAUGAAUUGAAAAGACUACUGAAAUCUUUGACAUUUUAUUCAUACAGUGUUUAAACACAAUGUGGGCGGAUACUAUUGUCGACGGUUUAGGGGGGGGGGCUUAACCCCCUUGAUCCUCCCCUUGUAUUCGCCACUGCCCUCCCCUCCACUCUUAUACGUAAGAUUCCAUUUCGUUUUUCAAAAUAA